UGUGUGUGUGUGUGUGUGUGUGUGUGUGUGUGUGUCCUCUGUGCCCUACGAUCCCCUGUCUAUGUGUCUAUCAGCGUGUCAUCAUCUUUCUCAGGAUUCCCACCCACGGUUCCUGCAGAUCAUUCAGUGGUCCAUCCCUGCGUGGAGAGGAGUCACGUCUUUGCUCUUUAAGUCCGGCAGGAUCGACAGCAGGCCUCCGCCUACAGAACCUCAGAGCAGAGACAAACGUCCCCCAGGAUCAGACCAUGACGAGCAGAGCGGGGGGGUGCGCGUUGGGCCUGCUAUGCCUUCUCAGCGCGGUCUUUGGGCAGCUCGGCGUCCUGAUCUUCUGUGACGACCCGUCCGUGCAGCAGGCCGUCAGCAGUGCUGUGAGCAAGUUCAACGAGAGGUUGAGCACCGGACACAAGCUGGCCCUCUUUCAGACGCUGUCCGCUAGUAAGUCAGAGAACGGAUCGGACUCGGUGUACUCGCUGCAGUUCACCAGCAGGAGGAGUAACUGUCCAGCUGAGAGCGCCACACCCUGGACAGACUGCGACUACCUGCCUCUGGGACCCGAGAAGCCGAUUUCAUGCAAUGCCACAGUCUACAUGACAGAGACUGAAGCCGACACCAAGCAGGUGGAUUGCCAGUUGGAAGAUGUCAUCAUUCGAGAUAGAGCGCGCUGUUUAGGCUGCCCCGUGGAGAUCGCUGAGAACUCAGAGGACCUCAAGCUUCCUCUCUCCGUCUCCAUCUCCAAGUAUAACUCCCAGUCUGACUCCACCCACUUGUUCACCCUGCACAGUGUCGGCUACUCCACCAGACAGGUGGUGGCGGGUUUCAGGUUCAAGCUGAGGUUUGAUAUGAAGAAGACCACCUGCACCAAGACCGAGCACAAAGACCUCAAUGAUCUGUGUGUCCCCGAUGAGGAGAACACGGAGUACGCUAACUGUAACUCGACAGUGGAUGUGGCACCGUGGAGAUUUGAGGUCCCAAAUGCCCACUUGGAUUGUGCAGAUGGGAAACUGCCUUUGAUCUUGACGAGGCGCCGUCCCGCUGGCUGGUCUCCACUCAGGAACAUCCUGGAAAGCGCCCCCCCCACCGCCUCCUCUCCAUCCUCCCCACCGCCCGCCACAGCCUCCCACAAAGCCUCAGACAAAGCCCCAGACAAAGAGGAGUCCUCUGAGGAGGACAGCACAGCCUCCAAGCCGCCCGCCUCCCCCGCCGUGGCCGCCGACGCUGUGCACGACGGCCCCUUCCAUUGCCCGUCCAAGCCCUGGAAGCCUUUCACUUUGGUCCAUCCUGAAGCUCCCACGAAGGCUGCCACGGAGGAGGCCACCUCCCCGCCCUCAGCGGACGGGGCUUUCAGCGAUACAGACCUGCUGGCAUGAGGGGGGGGGUUUCUUCGAGGGAACUGCAUUUACAUUGAAAAUAAUCUCGCUCUCAACAGAUAUUUGUAUUUCGCAGGCGUCUUUUAUACUAGAGAUAUCUUCAAAAAAAGGGUUAUGUUACAAAAAUACCCAAGUUAGACGGUGAGGCACAUUUCUUUGGUCCUGCAACACUGAGAAAGAGGAUGGAAAUGAUGACGGAGCUCUAGAGCGUUAUGAAAUGAAUCUGUUUGAGCGCGGGGAGCUGGUGUCUUCUUCAGUGAGUCAAAGUAAUGAGUGAUUGCAAAUAUGUCGAUCUCAAAACCCAAACAAACAACACAAAAUAAAAUAUAACUUUGUUCUUUGU
Gasterosteus aculeatus aculeatus (three-spined stickleback) is the source of this 1710-nucleotide messenger RNA. It is a transcript of the gene kng1, whose product is annotated as kininogen 1. Gene Ontology annotation, cellular component: extracellular region; blood microparticle. Lineage: Eukaryota; Metazoa; Chordata; Actinopteri; Perciformes; Gasterosteidae. Gene Ontology annotation, molecular function: cysteine-type endopeptidase inhibitor activity. The record is from RefSeq and is a predicted model, not a curated record. Gene Ontology annotation, biological process: negative regulation of endopeptidase activity; positive regulation of cytosolic calcium ion concentration; negative regulation of blood coagulation.